AUGGGCAACCAGAUUGUCUGCCCUACUGGACAAAGCUGGUAUUUAUCAGAUUUUGAGAAGAUGGAUCUUCAAGUUGCGAGAAGUUUGUUUGAUGGUACAUUUAUGCUAUCUUUUCUUGUAAAUGAUAAAAAAUCAAAUUCAGAAUUCGUCGUUAAAUGCUAUAAAAUACCCGAUAACGAUGCACAAUACAAAGAUGUUCGAGCUGCUUCUCUAGAGGCAAUUGGAAAGUCACAAAAAAUUUUUGAAAAUUUAGUCAAAAACAAAUCUACUUUACGUGGCAACUUAGAUAUACAAUAUUUCGUUACAAACAAUGCUGCUUAUCUUGUCAGACCAUAUAUGCCUUUAGAUCUUGUUUCUCGAAUGGAUGAUUUUCCAAAAUUAACAUUUUAUGACCAGUUAUGGAUCUCUUAUCAGCUUGUACGUUCAGUAUUCAGUCUCCACUCCCAUGAAAUAUAUCAUGGUGCCAUAAAACCCGAGAACGUUCUUUUAUCUGAUCGAUUUGAAGUAAAUUUAUCCGAUCAUUCCCCAUACAAACCAGAUUUCCUUCGAGUAAACCAACCGAACUUCUACAUGCACUAUUUUUCAUGCUUCGGCUGUGCCUAUUUAGCUCCAGAAAGAUUAAUCGAAAAUGAAUCAAGUCCAAACAUCGAUAUGUACGCAUCCGACUACUUUUCUCUUGGCUGUGUCUUAUAUUACAUAUUUACAGACGGAAACCAUCUCUUUGACUUCGGAACUUUAGUUCAAUACAAAAAUGGCGAAAAAGAUUUCACAGAAAAGGUAAAUAAAGUAACGGACCCAAAUAUGCGGAAAUUAAUUGAAUUACUCAUAUCCAUUGACACGAAAGACCGAUUUUCUGCGAUGCAAAAUUAUCAAUCUUAUUUUCCACAAUGGAUGUCGAUUUACUACGAUGCAUUCUUCAGAUAUGGACUCAAGGAUAUCAAUAUCAAUGAUAUAGUUAACGUUCAUCCAAAUAUCAUGGCAAUUUUGCCAAAAGAUAUUGGAUUUGGUUCUUUGAUCUAUUUUCAUAUAUUAUCGGACUGUAUUGUUGAUGCUUAUUACUGUUUGCAUUACGAGCAGUUAAUCGAUGAUUACGUUGAUUAUUCAAUAAAAUUUUUUGAUGACAGCACAAAACUGUUAAGAGCCAUUCCGCCUUUGUUCGAACUGAUUGAGAAAAGAACUAUAGAGGCAAUAUACGCGUGGGAUGGCAUAAAAAGAAUACUUCAUACCGUUCAAAACGUUCCUGAAGAUUUGGCUAACUACCAUACGAAUUUUAUCCUCAAAAGACUAAUGGACGUUAACAGAAAGGAGUUUUCCUACAUUUAUUUGACCGAUUUACCACUUUUUGCCAUUGAUAUGGUGAGAAUUUUCCCAUCUUUCAUAAGAGACCUCAGAACUAUGAACUACUUGUUCGUAAACUUCGUGGAAAUACCAAUUGACAGGCCGCCAAGCGAAAAAACCAUUGGAGCAGAGUUUGUAUUUUUAGAUAAUUGCAAAAUUGCAGGAACAAGUGGAAAUUUUGACUUGCUUGAGUUGAUUUAUUUAUAUUCUCUUAGUUUAAUUAGAGUUGAAGGCGUUUUGCCCAAACUUAUUGAUGUUAUUGUCUCAUUUUACGAAAACAUGGAUUUAAAGACAAGAAUGUGCUUCGAAACCAGCUUAAUUGAACCUAUAUUUGCUGCUUUGGACUCCAUUGACUAUAAUACUCCAUUUGGAGCUCAAAAUAUUUUGGCAUUAACAAAUUUUGUCAAAAAAGUGCCAAUUCCACGCGAAUAUCAUCCGUAUCUUUUUCAAUUUGCAUCAUCCUGCGCAAGCAGAGGCAGUUAUCUCGAUCGUGAGACGAGUGCAAAUUUAAUUCAGUUAUUAGACAGUACUUAUCAGAUGUCUUUCUUCGGACAGUUCGCUACUGACCUUGUAUUCGAAACUGACAAAGAACCAAUCGAUACAAACAAGGCCAAAAAAGGAAUUCGAAUGAAAUACUCUCCAUCAGUGUAUUGCCCUAAAGAAAGAGGUCAAUGGAAGUAUAAAUCAGCAUUAUUCAGCUCUUCCAAGGUCGAUAAUGCAAGAAUAAGAGGUAUUUACCGUUCAAAUUUGACAACAUUUGUUGCAUUGUCCGGAAAAUCGACACUUUCCAAGAUUAUGGUCAAAAACACUGAUCCAAAGAUCAAAAUAGCAGGUGUUCUUGACUAUGAUACCAAUAUCCAUUCGAUUUGUCGACUUGGAAACAACAAAAUUUUAUUUUCCGAUACAAAUUCAUUGAAUUUGAUGACAGAUUUAAUGGAUAUUCAUCAAAUAUACCAAACCAAUAAGACUAUCACUUCAAUGAAGCCCAUAGAUGAGAAUACAGUCCUAAUCCAAACAAAUUUCUCAAAUUCAUUAGAGAUGAGAGACAUCCAAACGUUCAAACUCAAGGACGAAUACAAACUUGAGUCCAAGAUACUCUCAUUCGAUGCGUUUGAAAACGUUCCUUUCAUUGUUAUCGCUUCAGAAAACAAUUUGUUGCUAAUUGACGAAAGAGUGAACCUCCCUGUUUGGUCGGCCAAUAUAAAUUACCCUUGUAGAUACGUUACAAAUGUAAAGAAAAGUCCAUACGGAACUUUUAUUUGCGUUUGUGAUGAUAAUGCGUUUAUUUACGAUACUUCAAAGGACACUCCUAUAAUAGAGAUCAACGGUAACUGUCAGUGCGUCGCAAGCUGCAAGAAUGAAGUAUACGCGAUGAAUCAAAAUGGAACAUUUGUUUUUGAUUCGAUAUAUCCGACAUCGUCUUUCGAAUUAUUCGACACGAAACCGGCGAAAUCACUUCCUGUGACAAAAGGAAAGGAUUCCUACUUCAUUUCUUUGCCAGAAGGCUACACAAGAGGUUUGCACGGACAUACUUCGAGAGUAACUGCAGCAUGGCUUAGUGAUAAUGAUGAUUUGUUUGUAACUGGUGAUGAAAGUGGUGUAAUCAACUUUUGGUCACCAAAGAAAAACAAAUUUAGUAUCAAAUAA
Molecule: messenger RNA, 2985 nt
Organism: Trichomonas vaginalis G3
Lineage: Eukaryota; Parabasalia; Trichomonadida; Trichomonadidae
Product: autophagy of peroxisome
Exons: 1
Coding region: 1-2985 (994 amino acids)
Biological process (GO): macroautophagy; protein targeting to vacuole; protein phosphorylation
Cellular component (GO): phosphatidylinositol 3-kinase complex, class III, type II; phosphatidylinositol 3-kinase complex, class III, type I; late endosome
Molecular function (GO): ATP binding; protein serine/threonine kinase activity; protein binding
Source: RefSeq, a predicted model, not a curated record